Molecule: messenger RNA, 5586 nt
Organism: Solea solea (common sole)
Lineage: Eukaryota; Metazoa; Chordata; Actinopteri; Pleuronectiformes; Soleidae
Exons: 2
Coding region: 561-5054 (1497 amino acids)
Biological process (GO): DNA integration
Molecular function (GO): nucleic acid binding
Source: RefSeq, a predicted model, not a curated record
AACUAACUUCAACUUAACUGUUGCUUAACUGUGUAUGUGGAAUAAACCUUCAGAAAGACAGUCGAGUUGUGCCCGCCGUACUUGUUCUGGUUACCCUUUCCAGAAGGGAGCAUUGGGCUGGAAAGACCAGCCAGUAGAAAUCUGGACAGUUGUAAAACCGUUGUCGGCGCCGUAUCAGUGGAGGUACGGACUGCCGAGCGGAGGACGACGAUCGUGAGGCACCAGGACGCUGGUGACGUGGAUCAGUCGUGAAUCACUCAACGGAAAAGCCGGAGCAAAGAGCUAUCGGGGCCGUUGAAGGAUUAAAGGAAGUGCCGCAGCCGAGGGAAAGGCUGUGAAGAUUGCACAAGGAAUACAAAUGCAAAGCUCUUCUGGGCAGAGAGCCUCACAGACUGUGACAUUGUAACGUCGACAGCUUGGGGCGUGGACAUUCGUGUGCCAUUAGUGGACGUGUCGUUUGCAAAGAACUGAAUCCUUUGAACGAGUCAUUGGCAACGAACCAGAGAGUCGACUCCAAUCAAUUCCAAUUCCGGAGUGAGUCAGGAGUUCAAAGAAGAAAAAUGGCAGAUGACAAGCCAGAUCUGGAAAGCCUACAGCAGAGGCGAUCAAAUGCACAGCGGAGCCUAACGACGCGUAUAAACCGCCUUAAUUUCAAAGCUGGUCGUCUAGGCACAGGAAAAUUGUCGCAAGAGUUGGCAGGGUUGGAAAACGACUAUGAUAUCUUCGUCGACGCCUGCUGUGAAUAUAUCGAAGACCUGGAACAGAUAGACUCAACGGACGACAACUGUGAUUUAAGAGACACUCUGACAAAGAGGGACGCCAUUGGGCAAAGGUACCAUGAGACAAUGGAAAUGUUGUGGUUUAAAGAUGCUGAGCCAGUAAUAAGCACCCUCGUGGCACGGUUCAAUUCAGCUUUCGACCAGGCCGAGGAACUCGGCAGGAAAAGUGCACUACAGUGGUGUCAGCAAGAGGCCAGAAGGCAGGGACUGGAUCAAGAACUCCACGAACUCAGAGACGCUGUGUAUGUUUGGAAAGACUAUCGGCCAUACGGUGAAGAAAAGUGGAGACUCCUUUUAACAUUGGAAAUUAAAAAGAAGGUACUGAUGGAGGAGUGGGCACGCCGCCGGGAUAACAAGCGGGGAGGUGGGCUUACCCGACCAGUAACUUGUGCUAGUACCACCCCACUUGUUCACACCCACUCAGCUAUCAGGCAGGGCACCAUAGCUGGCACCAGUCCCCCUCAUCAACCUCCUCAACAGCUUCAACAACCUAAUUAUGGACCCACUGUCAGUUUUACUCAGCCUCCAACCCUCACCAGUAUACCAUGGCCACCAAGGUUUCACACUGCUCCCACCAACACCAGCAUGGGACAAAGGGGAACUGUGCCCACCAGCAACUUUGGUACAGUCACAGGGGGAGAAGACAGCUCUCAGUGGGCCCAACCCAUAGCAAAGAUCACACCGAUAAGCUUCCCUAAGUUUUCCGGGAGCAGGAAGGCUGAUUGGGAGAGUAUCCAGGUGCAAGCGGGUCCCACAGAGUCCUUUAAAGAAGAGCAGAAGAAACUGAAGAGUCAAGUGACAGAGUUACAGAAAGUAACGAAAGUCAAUGUCAAGAAGGUAGAGGAGGAGAGUAAACUGAGGGCCAAGAUGUCUGAGCUCAGCAGGGAGCUGAGCUCUGAAAAGACCCAAACUGCAGAGCUGCAGGAGACCUUGGUGCAAAGUCAGGAGAAGCUCACUAAGCCUCAGUCUGACUUCUACCAGAAAGAGUCAGAAGAAGAAGAGUCUACUCUGCAUCAAGACCUCAAAGCACCAGAAGAGACCCAAACUGCAGAGCUGCAGGAGACCUUGGCGCAAAGUCAGGAGAAUCUCAUUGAGCUUCAGUCUGAAUUCUACCAGAAAGAGUCAGAAGAAGAAGAGUCUACUCUGCAUCAAGACCUCAAGGCACCAGAAGAAAGACUGAGCUUAGCACAGGAGGACUUGGCUACCAACACCAGCCAACUCCUGCUAACCACACCACUGCUAACUCAAACCCAGACAGGUUUGGAGGCUCAGACAAAGGAACUGAAGAGAAGCCACAGCUCAUUGGAGUCACAGCUCACUAAACAAGAGCAGUUGAAGCACCUGAAGCACCUGGUGAUACUGUCUUUAGAGAGCAGACUUUCUGAGAAAAUGCUAACCCAGUGGCUUGCACAUGUGAGCAGCCCCAAAAACUAUGCCUUCCCGGGUAACCAUUUUGAGAAGCUCUUAUUGUUCCUGGCGCCUUUCCUGAAAGGCCAAAGGUCAUUACUCACAGGAGUAGAGCUUUUGAAGUUCAGCAAGCCAAUCCCCAUUUACACUUCUGAGAGACCCGGCUACCCUGAGAAGCCGGUCGACUGGAGGAGGAUCCUAGAGGGAGUGGAGAAGAUCCUGAAAGCAAGGGGCUUCUACCUCAAGCCCUGGGUCGGGUCUGGUCAAAGUGGGAGGAAGGACGAGGCAAAGCCUGACCAAAUGACUCUCCUUACUGAAGGAGAGGUGGAUGUAAAAGCACCAAACCCAUUAACUUGUCGCGUCCUACUGAGCCAGAUCACUGGAUUGUAUGACCCGAUCGAUCUAACGACACCUGUGAAGCAAAAAGGUGUGAUUCCUGUGAGGAAGGCCUCCCAGGAGGCUGGCAAGUUCACUAAGGACACUUGGGAGGAGUCCCUCUCUGACGAACUCCGAGGGAAAGCAAUCGAGCUGUUCAAGGAGUACACUCGCUUGGGGAGCAUCAAGUUCCACAGAAGCCUCACACCCUCCGGCUGGAGGGGCGAGCCCUGGGGAAUCACAUUCUCUGACGGAAGCUGUGAAUCUUACCGCGCCGUACUGUACCUGCGAUGGGAAACGUCAGAUGGUGUAGUUACCGGGUUGGUGGACUCGAAAGCCAAGUUAACCCCCUUAAACCAGAAAGGCGACGCAGUCAAAGCCAAAAUCUGUGGGGCUUUCUUCGCCACACGCCUGAAGGAAUACAUGCUGAAGCAUGGAAGAUUGACUGUAGAAAAGUGGUACCACUUCAUAGACAGUCAGACUGUGCUGGGAGCCAUCCAGCGAGACAGUUACAGACUUCAAACAUUCUUUGCAGAUAGAGUCGGAGAGAUCCAGAAGGCUGGGCCCGUAACUGAUUGGUGGUGGAUCCCAGGUGAAGUCAACGUCGCUGAUCUCGUCACGAGAGGGUGUUCACCCAAGCGACUAGACGAAAACUCCGCGUGGCAGAAGGGUCCCAAGUUCCUGUCUAGUCCAGUGAAAGAUUGGCCUAUGGAAUCUGCAGCAAAAGUGGCGGCUGAUGCUACAGAGACAGUGAGUAAACUCCAGAAGAAGGACUUUACAGCAGCUCUCACCAGAACCCAAGCGCAGAAGUUUUUUAAUUCUGGUAGUGAAGGCCGGAAUUUCACAGAUGGAGAUAGCAGGUCUCUAGCAGGGCUCCAGUCGGCUGGAUAUGAGACAAAAUCGAUCCCUGUUGAGACCAAGAAAGAUGAGACACUGUGGGGAGCCGCACUCAUAGUCCGAGUGGGUCUGAAAAGGUACAACCCUCUAGUUAAGCUCUGUGGAGGGGUCAGUCAUGCCCGAAAGGCUGUAAAGAAGUGGGUUGCUCGUAUAGGGAGAGCCCCUAUUCCAGCAAAGUGGGAGGUAGUACUGACAGUGACCGAACUUGAAACUGCAUUCCAAGAUCCCCUUACGUCAUCCCGCUACGUCAUCAGAGACACUGUGAGGCGGGUAAUAAAGAACAGACUUGUCGUCAACAAGGACGAAGCUUCGGGGCUCCUGCGGUGCUACGGCAGAGUCCAAGCCAUCACCUGGGGAAACCCCGGAGUACCCCUGGUCCCAUAUAAUGCCUGGAUCAGCACCCUCCUCACACGGGAAGCCCACGGAGCCAACCAUGAAGGCAUCGCUGGCACACUCCUCAGAGUGAGGUCCAAAGCAUGGGUAGUACAGGGGCCAAGAAUCGCAAGAAGCAUCAUUGACUCCUGCGUGCUUUGUCGAAAGACCAAGGCAAAGUCAUGCAGGCAACAGAUGAGUGAGCUUCCUAGUGAACGAUCUGAACCAGCCGCACCGUUUGAGCUAACAGCACUGGAUCUCUUUGGCCCCUACGUUGUCAGAGACACUGUAAAGCGAAGAACAAAGAUGAAAGUCUGGGGAGUAGUAUUCAGUUGUAUGGCUUCCAGGGCACUGCAUGCUGACAUUGUGGAAGACCUGUCAACCGAUGGCUUCCUAAAGGCGUACCAGCGCUUCACAGCUCUCAGGGGCCACCCAAGAAAACUUUGGUCGGAUCAAGGGACCAACUUCGUGGGCGCCAAGCCAGCUUUAAAGGAGCUCUACGAAUUCCUGAACAACAUCGACAAGGAUCAAGUCCAGAAGAAAGCAACCGCCGCUGGGACCGACUGGUCGUGGGUGUUUCACCCAGCAGACUCUCCCCAUCGAAACGGAGCAGCUGAAGCAGCAGUCCGUACACUCAAGAGAGCGUUGAGCAACAUCGGGGUGGAAAGUCACCUGACAGCACUGGAGUUCCAGACUCUCCUCUACCUGGCAGCUAAUUUGUCAAACGAAAGACCAAUCGGCGCAAGAGUCCAGGUACAAGACGAGACUGUAGGAGUCAUUACUCCAAACUCACUUCUGCUCGGCCGUGCUGGGCCUAGCGGGGACUCUCGAGGGUUUGAAUACCGGACUUACCCCGUUGCGCGCCUGAGAGCGGUCCAGAUCGAGGUCGACAAGUUCUGGAAGCGGUGGAGCCAGCUGGCGGGCCCGGGCCUCUUUGUUCGACAGAAGUGGCACACGCCCGCAAGGAACGUCACGGUGGGAGACUUAGUGUGGUUGGCUGACCAGAAUGCACUGAGAGGCCAGUUUAGGCUCGGUCGAGUUGUGGAGGCCCAUCCUGAUGCAAAAGGCAUAGUACGAGAUGUGAAGGUGAGGACGUGCCAAAGUUGUCCGGUUUCCAGUGGACAAGGUGGGAAAGGCAAAGAGAAGGAGAACCGUCCCUCCACCAUCCUUCACAGAGAUGUCAGAAGGCUGGUGGUUCUGUUAACAGUGGAGGAACAGAAAUAGAUUCCCCACCACAUGGUGGUGUGUUUCGGUAAAGGGCGUCACUGCGUCACCAAGGACAAUGUGAAACCUUUAUUUGUCAUUUGUAUCUGUUAUUCAUAUUGUGUGUAAUACGUUCAUACCCAGCGAUGUAGCUUCAUGUACCCAUUUGAAAGGUAAAGUCGUGUGUAACACGUUCGAACCCAGCGAUGUAGCUUUAUGUACCCAUUUGGAAGGUAAAAUUGUGUGUAAUAAGUUCGUACCCAGCGAUGUAGCCAUUUCAAAAGGCAAAAUCUGUGUUUUGUGGCCUACUUGGAUUUAGGAAUCAGUAGGCCAAGUGGGAGGUGUAGAACUUUCUAGCAGGCAAAGCUAUUUGUCUUUCAUUCUAUUAAUCUGUUCAUUGUUGUAACUGGUAUCAAAGCACCGUUGCCUUUAAAGUGCCUUUAAGGUGCAUCGUCAAAGCCAUGUUUUGUUAUAUAUUGCCUUCGUAUGCGCCUUUGUAAAUCUAUCUAUCAUUAGAACUUGUACGACUUGUCGGUUUUACUAACUGACUGUC